AUGAACAUCAAGGCGCUUUGUACCGCCAGUGAUUGGUUUGUCCUGUGCUAUUCAUGCGGUCCGAAAUUCUGGGUUUUCUAUCCGUGGUCAUCGGAAUUUCAGACAGACUCUUCGUCAAUGUCCCCUCCUCAAAUGUUUGAUUCCAAGGCCGAGCUGCAGAUCCAUACGCAGGUUCACAUGCGCGAGGCAAAGCCGUACAAAUGCUCGCAUUGCCCGAAGAGUUUUGCAAACUCGUCGUACCUGUCGCAACAUAUGCGAAUCCAUUUGGGCAUCAAGCCGUUCGGUCCCUGUCAAUACUGCGGGCGAAAGUUCACGCAGCUGUCGCACCUACAACAGCAUCUGCGAACGCACACGGGUGAAAAGCCGUACAAAUGCAGGUAUCCCGGUUGUGAGAAGGCCUUCAGUCAGCUGUCUAAUCUGCAGAGCCAUUCGCGAUGCCAUCAGACGGACAAGCCGUACAAGUGCAACAGGUGGGUUAGAGAGAAACCAGCGACAGGCGAGACAUGUCGAGUGAUUGCAAAUGAACCAAUGAAUGAGUGA
This is a messenger RNA of Soboliphyme baturini, 540 nucleotides long. The record is from the annotation of a GenBank genome assembly. NCBI's taxonomy places the organism in Eukaryota, Metazoa, Nematoda, Enoplea, Dioctophymatida, Soboliphymatidae.